CUUUUAGUGCUGCUCAAAACAAAAAGUUUUAUUCGAUUUUUUCUCACAGUUGCAUUUUAAGUUUAAGUAAGUAAAGUACUCGCAUUGGAACAAUAAGUCAUUUAGCUAGUUAUUUUAAUAUAAAGUAAAUCUUCAGAAGUUGUGGAUUAAAGAAGAAAUCGAAAAGAAUAAAUUGCGCUUCUAAAGACGUAAAAUAACCAAAACAACAAUGUGGGCUGUACGCAGCGAAGAAAGUGGACGAAAAUGCACAAACAUAUCUUCGCUAUAUUUUUGCAUUGGAUUCGUUGUUGUAAUGUUUGUAUUCGUGUUCUAUAGCAUUGGAAAUGCGAAUCUGAGCCGUUUAACUAAGGGAUAUGAUGAUUGUGGUAACGUUUGUGGACUGAUGAAUGAUGGAAAUCCAUUUGAUAACUGCGGUACCCAUGAUAAGCGAAUGCUGCCUAAUUUGCAAGUUGACGUAACAAAAAAAGGAAAUGAUACAAUCAGUCAUUACAAAUGCGUUGAAAAGUGUCAGAAAGGCUUCGUAUUGGUCUUUAAUCGAUGCUGGAAAUCAGAAUCGAACAGCACCGACGAUAUUAACUCACAAGACUUUUCGACUGUUUUCCAAGAAAUUUCUCAAGACUUAAUUUUAACUUGGCCAUCAAUUGGUCUUGUCUGUGUCGUCGCAUUCAUCUUUUCAUACAUUCUAUUAAUCCUCUUCCGUUAUGCCAUCAAAUACAUAAUUUGGAUCAUUUAUAUUGGAUUUGUUGUGCUUCUUGCAGCUGCGUCUAUUGGCUGUUGGAUUGGAUACUUUGCAGGCAAAUCAGGAGAGAAAGAAGCAUUAUUAAUUCCAGCAAUUGUGUUCUCAAUUAUGACUGUAAUUACAGUUAUUGUGCUCAUAUGGUUCAGAAAAAGGAUUCGUCUUGUUGCUCAACUCUUUAAGGAAGCCUCAAAAGCAUUAAUUGAUAUCCCAACAAUUUUAUUUGAACCUGUUUUGACAUUCUUGGCUCUCAUGCUUGCUUUUGCACCUUUUAUGUAUUUCGCAAUCAUUGUUGAAACAUCCGGAAAGCUCGAAAAAGGCACUGCACUCGAUGGCAAGUUCCAGGCAACAUAUCAACAUAAUUUUGGUGUUUAUGCUGCUCGAUAUCUGAACAUCUUUGCAUUUAUUUGGUUCACACAGUUCAUCUUCGGAUGUCAACAUUUUAUAAUCGCUGGCACAAUCAGCAAGUGGUAUUUUGCACGUGACAAGACUAAACUAGACUCACCAAUCAUGAAGUCCUUCCAUCAUUUAGUGUUCUUCCAUCUAGGAAGUGUCUGUUUGGGAUCCAUGAUUAUUACAAUCGUUAAAAUCAUUAAAAUGAUCAUGAGUGCUAUUAAGCAACAAGCCAGAGAAUCCAAUAAUCCAGCUGCACAAUGCAUUGCAUGCUGCUGUGAAUGGUUAAUUGAACAACUUGAACAACUCUUGCAAUAUCUUAUCAGAAAUGCUUACAUCAUCGUCGCAAAGGACGGCACACCCUUCUUUGAGUCUGGAAAGAAGGCAUUCGAAUUGCUGUUUAGAAAUCUUAUGGAUGUUGUUGCAUUGAAUAACUUCGGAGAUAUUGUUCUUAUCAUUGGACGACUUUUCAUUGUCGGUAUUGCAGGCUUUAUUGGAUAUGAGUUGAUGAACCGACCAGAAGUAAAUGUUGUAGCCAUCCCAAUGGUAAUUGCAGUUGUAUUUGCCUUCCUAAUCGCCCACUGCUUCAUCAGUGUCUUCGAAAUGACUGUCGAUACAAUCUUCAUCUGUUUCUGUGAGGAUUGUGAGGAAAAUGACGGAGCUUCAAAGCCUUACUACAUGUCUGAAAGUCUUAUGAGGGUUAUGGCUGAAAUGAAGGAAUCAGCUGGAGGACAGUUCAAUUUUGGUCCAAUUGCUGGAGGAAAUAUGCAUGCUUAAAGUACAUUAAAUAAUUAAUUGCUAAUUUUACAGAGAAUGUGUGGCUUGAUGCACAAAACUUCUAGUUGAAGUUAAUUUAGUAUUACGAAUCUCAAUAUGAAUAUCUACAGCUCAUAAUACAUAUAAAGUUGUUAUGAAUCUCGUUAAUAAUGCCUUAAUAAUCGGAAACUCAUAGAUCACUCAAAUUAAUGUUGUAUACGCUUUUUGCAAGGUUUUGUCUUACUUUUUGUUUAUCUAUAGAUACAAUAAUAUACAAUAAUAAUAAA
This is a messenger RNA of Chironomus riparius, 2172 nucleotides long. The record is from the annotation of a GenBank genome assembly. NCBI's taxonomy places the organism in Eukaryota, Metazoa, Arthropoda, Insecta, Diptera, Chironomidae.